Silurus meridionalis is the source of this 2128-nucleotide messenger RNA. It is a transcript of the gene tec, whose product is annotated as tec protein tyrosine kinase. Gene Ontology annotation, biological process: B cell receptor signaling pathway; peptidyl-tyrosine autophosphorylation; T cell receptor signaling pathway. The record is from RefSeq and is a predicted model, not a curated record. Gene Ontology annotation, molecular function: non-membrane spanning protein tyrosine kinase activity; protein binding; ATP binding. Lineage: Eukaryota; Metazoa; Chordata; Actinopteri; Siluriformes; Siluridae.
UAUGAAUGUGUAUCUGAGUGUGUAAGAGUGUGUGGGUAUGUCUGAGUGUCUGAAUGUGUGCAAGCACGCAUGUGUGUGAGUAUGUACAAGUACGUAUGAGUGUGUGUGAUUUUGUAUGAGUGUGCAUGAGAGUGUGUGUGUGUUUGUGAGUGUGUUUGAGUGUGUGUAUGAUGUGGAUGGCUGAUGUGAGUGUGUUUAGAGCUCAGAGAUGAGUUUCGAAGCCAUUUUAGAGGAGACUUUGAUCAAACGGUCACAGCAGAAGAAGAGAACUUCUCCACUCAACUAUAAAGAGCGGGUUUUUGUCCUCACCAGAAGCAAACUGACGUAUUACGAGGGACGAGCCGAGAAGAAGUUCAAGAAGGGCUCUAUUGAUUUGCAUCGUGUCAGGUGUGUCGAGAUUGUAAAAAAUGGAGGUUUGGUCAUACCAUGUGAAAACAAGUAUCCCUUCCAGGUGGUUUAUGAUACAAACACUCUGUAUAUUUUUGCUCCCAGUAAUGAGAGCAGGAGUGCAUGGGUACAAAACAUGAAGGAAGAGAUCAAAAAUAAUCCUCAGAUCAUGGCGAAGUUCCACCCUCAGUUCUGGCAGGGGGAGUGGCUGUGCUGCGGUCAGGAGGAUAAACUCGCUCUGGGCUGUGAAGAGUACAACCUGUUUGGAGACAUUUCACGGAAACCGCUCCCCCCUAUUCCUGGUGCAGAGACUACAUAUCGGCGCCCACUGCCACAGACUCCCCCUGAUGCAAAAGGGGAGGAGCCUUCAGAGGAAGUAGUCAUUGCAAUGUAUGAUUUUGAGGGAACAGAAAGUCAGGACCUCACACUGCAUCAGGGAGAGGAGUACGUCAUCAUCGAGAAGUGUGACGUCAACUGGUACAAAGCACGCAAUAAGCAGGGGGAGGAAGGCUACAUUCCCAGCAAUUACGUGACCCCAAAGCAGCCAGAUAAUUUGGAGCAAUUUGUGUGGUACUGCAAAAAUGUGAACCGCAACAAAGCAGAGGAGCAGCUAAGGAAAGAGGAUAAAGAGGGAGGGUUCAUGGUGCGAGAGUCCAGUUCUGGUGCUUACACGGUUUCUCUCUACACAAAAUCUUUGGGUGAUGGAGGCUCUGCAAUUAGACAUUACUACAUUAAAGAGACUCAGGCGUCACCCAAACAGUUUUAUCUGUCAGAGAAACAUCCAUUCAACAGCACGGAAGUCAUAGAGUACCACAAACACAACGCAGCAGGUUUGGUGACCAGAUUGCGUUAUCCAGUAAAUAGACACAGCAGAGCCGCACCAAAAACAGCUGGAUUCAGCUAUGAUAAGUGGGAGAUUGACCCAUGUGAGCUGACCUUCAUGAAGGAGCUCGGCAGUGGGCAGGUCGGAGUGGUGCGACUGGGAAAAUGGAGAGCGCAGCACAAAGUAGCCAUUAAAGCCAUCAAAAAGGGAGCCAUGAGUGAAGAGGACUUUAUAGAGGAGGCUAAAGUCAUGAUGAGUCUGUCCCAUCACAAACUGGUUCAGUUAUACGGAGUGUGUACGCAGCAGAGGCCCAUUUACCUGGUCACAGAGUUCAUGGAGCUCGGCUGUCUCCUGAAUUACAUCCGUCAGCGCAGAGGUUCACUCAGCCCACAAAAUCUGCUCAGCAUCUGCCACGACGUGAGCCAGGGCAUGCAGUACCUGGAGGCCAACCGCUUCCUCCACCGGGAUCUGGCUGCUAGAAACUGCCUCGUGAGCGACUCACAUGUGGUGAAAGUGUCAGACUUCGGCAUGGCCAGAUAUGUUCUGGAUGAUCAGUACCUCAGUUCCUCAGGAGCCAAGUUUCCAGUGAAGUGGUCUCCACCUGAGGUCUUUAAUUUCUGUCGCUACAGCAGCAAGUCUGAUGUCUGGUCCUUUGGUGUGUUGAUGUGGGAGGUGUUCACCGAGGGGAAAAUGCCGUUUGAGAACAACCUGAACCAUGAGGUUGUAACCAUGGUGAUGCAGGGUCAUCGCCUCCAUCAGCCCAAAAAAGCUGCACCACACAUCUAUGAGAUCAUGCAGAAGUGCUGGCAGGAGAGACCGGAGGACAGACCAGCGUUCAGAGACAUCACACAGAUGAUUGCUGACGAGCUGGAGACAGAUGGACACACCUCCUGAUCCCUGAUUGGACGACCUGACUAA